UUUGUUCACGUGACUUUGCUCCGUUCGCUCUUGCAAAGUUAAAAACAGACUUUGUUUAUCUUGCAGGUUGUUUGCUGAAAUGCUCUCCGACUAGUUUAACCUACUUUCCUUUCCACGCUCAGCGUUAUUGACUCGCCUCAGCCGUAAACGCUGAGAAGAGUACGAAACCCUCACUCCUCAUUUAUAUAGUAUUUCCUCUCUUUGUAAUUCAAUUUAAUUAUUUUUUUGUGUGUUUUCUGCCAUUGAUCCCGUGCUGCACGAAAAAUAGGCGACUGGACUCGCGAUUUUCCACUCCAGCACGUGUCAUUUGUCAAAAGACUGUUGAAAUACCUCGUUCUGCAGACGUUUGACUGCUAAUUUUUUGGGGGGGGCAAUUUGUGGCAGCUGAAGCUCGACAGGAGAAGCCCACCGUGAGGAUUUCUAAUCGAGCAUUUGGAGAGCGCCAUGGCGACCGAAGUGGAUACGUGGUCCUCCGCUCCAAAAGUCGACGGGGCGUUCUCUUUCGACGACAACCUGGCAGAGGCUAACCAUCCCUACAGCGUUGACGAUGACUUGCUGAAUGAGGCGGAGGUGAACGGCAACUGGACUCCACAGGAGAAAGCGCUCCACGAGGCUCGACUCAAAGCCAAAGCCAAGCGCCGCCUGCGCAAGUCCUCGUCACGCACCUCCACCAGCGAGUCCUUCUCUGAGUCAGGAGAAGUGUCAGGAACUGACCCGAACAGUCCAAAGGGCAAAGUCAACACCAGUGACCGCAAAUCCAGGACGGGUAAAGGCAGAGGCCUGCCAAAAAAAGGUGGAGCAGGUGGGAAAGGAGUUUGGGGGGCUGCUGGGAUGGUUUAUGAAGAUGAGGAGCCUGAUGUGCGGGACCCCAACUACGAUGAGUCUGCUCAGGGGGACACGGUUUAUGCGACAGUUGUGCCCGAGGUAGAUGAGAAGGAACUGGAAAAAAUGGUCAACCCAAUUGUACAGGAGUACUUUGAACAUGGAGACACCAAAGAGGUCCAGAUGUUGCUGAAAGGACUCAACCUGGGCCAGCAUAAGUUCGAGUUCUCCUCCCUGGCCGUGGCACUGUCCCUGGAAGGCAAAGCCAGCCACAGAGAGCUGACCUCCCGCCUGCUGUCUGAUCUGUCGGGCAAGAUGCUGUCACAAAGUGAAAUGGCCCGCGCCUUUGACAAGAUACUCAAAGAGCUGCCAGACCUGAUACUGGAUACACCGGAGGCUCCGCAGAUGUUGGGCCAGUUUGUAGCCCGAGCCAUAGCAGACCACGUCCUCCCCAUGUCGUUCCUGGACUGUUACAAGGGAAAAGUGGACUGUGACCAUGCCAGAGUGGCUUUAGACCGUGCCGAAGUGCUGCUGACCAUGAAGAGGGAGAUGGUUCGUCUCGAUAAUGUGUGGGGCGUGGGUGGAGGCCUUAGACCUGUCAAACAUCUUGUCAAAGAGAUGAACCUCCUGCUCAAGGAGUACCUGAUAUCAGGAGACGUAUCUGAGGCAGAGCACUGUCUGCGGGACCUGGAAGUCCCACACUUCCACCAUGAGCUGGUCUAUGAGGCUGUAGUGAUGGUGCUGGAGUCGAAAGGAGACACUGCCAGUCACGUGAUGAUAAAGCUGCUGCAGUCCUUCUGGAAAACAGGCCUCAUCACUGUGGAUCAGAUGAACAGGGGUUUCCAGCGUGUCUAUGAUGAGCUCCCAGAAAUCAGCCUUGAUGUGCCACAUGCCCACUCUAUCAUGGAGACCUUUGUGGACCUCUGCUACCAGGAGGCCAUCAUCACCAAACAGCUGAGGGAUGCAUAUCCCGCCAGAGGACGAAAGCGUUUUGUGAGCGAGGGAGAUGGAGGGGCAAUAAAGAACUAAUCCACAAGAUGAAGAGCAGCAGCAGCAGCAGCAGCAGCAGGAAGAGGAGGAGGAGGAGGAGGAGGGGGGGGGGUGUCUACAGGUUGUUAGACCCAGAUUCCGCUCCAGCAUGUUUUCCUCUGAAACCAGGCAUGCUGGCAGUCUUAAGUUUCCUUGUUCCUUCCCAAUAAUGUUGUCAUUACACAAACCAGCAUUGCCGUUUGGUGAAAGUAGACAGAAGCGUUGAGUUCCAUUCAUCUUGUUAAUCACUGUUUUGGACAUUUUCUUUUUGUAAGAAAGUUCUUUAUUUCUUGGGUUGAUGCACCCCUUUGUACCUGUUUCUCAAGAAUAGUUUGAGUCAGAGCUGCAGAAAGACAGGUUGACAGGCAGGGGUGUGUGGGAGAUGAAUUUGGGUGUUUUGUCUCUGGCUUUGCUUCACCUGUUGCCAUGUCUCUAUUUUUUUUCCGUGUAAAGUGCUAGAAAUGGAAAAAAAAGCACUUUGAAGACAGCUGAUACUGUACAGUCGGUGAGCACUUGGUAAUUUAGCUCAACAACAAAGAUUUAACUUUUCCUUUUUUUUUUUCCUGCCACAAGUCAUUUGAAAUGUUUUCAAGGACAUUGCGCUUUUUUUCUUGCAUCUUGGGUCCCUCACACCAAACGUUCACUUUAUUAAGCAAAUCAAGAUGUGUUUGGGUGGUUAUUUAAAACUUGCAUUAGGGCAAAUAUACUUUGGAAUAUUAAAAGAAAUUGGGGUUUAAUCUGUGUUUAAAAAAAAAAAAAAAAAAAAGAAGAAGAAAAGUAAAAAGAUUGAACAAGCACUAUUUUGAGCAUUCAGAUGUUGCUUGCAAUAAAUAAAUCUACAGCUCACAUGGUCAGAAAUUGAUUCCGGACAGGUAACCUGAUGAUACCCUGGAGAGCAGAAUUAAUCUGGGAAUUGUCUUUAAACUUGUUUACCUAUCUGAUACAUCUGUGAAAUGGCAACCUCGGUUUAUCUUGGAAGACUGUAUGUUAAAGGCAUAUUCAGAUAUGCAUAUUCUUUUCCGCCACUGUUUGUAACAGUUUUUCAUGUUGACGAAUGUUAAAGAUGUGGCAAAGAAAUAUAUUUCACUCAUUAAAAAGCAACAAAAUUA
Messenger RNA from Anarrhichthys ocellatus (wolf-eel), 2960 nucleotides. RefSeq names its product programmed cell death 4a (gene pdcd4a). Bases 445 to 1851 code for a protein of 468 amino acids. The record is from RefSeq and is a predicted model, not a curated record. Gene Ontology annotation, cellular component: cytosol; nucleus. Gene Ontology annotation, biological process: negative regulation of DNA-templated transcription. The transcript has 11 exons. NCBI's taxonomy places the organism in Eukaryota, Metazoa, Chordata, Actinopteri, Perciformes, Anarhichadidae.